AUGGGCACCAUCACGCACACGCACGGAGCUGGAGUUCUCCUCGAAAGAAGAUCUCCAGCUCUCUUCUGCCUUGAUGACCUUGCCGAUAGUGGAUCGGUCCGGGCGCACACCAAAGCAGGUGAAGCACCACUGUGCCAAUUCCUCGUGACGCAGCCUAGGAUUGUUGGCAUGGUGGGCACAGAUAGCACUCUUCUGGGCGAGACUUACAGCUUAGCGCCUCACCCGCGGCUCGCCUCACCCGAUGCUAACAUCACCCGCUGCUCGCAUCACCCGCUGCUCGCAUCACCCGCUGCUCGCAUCACCCGCUGCUCGCAUCGCCCGCUGCUCGCAUCACCCGCUGCUCGCAUCGCCCGCUGCUCGCAUCACGCGCUGCGCGCCUCACCCGCGACUCGCCUCACGGGCUGCGUGCCUCACGCGCUGCGCGCCUCACUCGUUGCGCGCCUUACGCGCUGCUCGCCUCACACGCUGCUCGUCUCACGCGCUGCUCGCCUCACACGCUGCUCGUCUCACGCGCUGCUCGCCUCACAAGCCACUUCGUUCGUCAAAACGUCUCGCUUUCAUCGGGACCGCCUUCUCUCGUUCGUCCCCCUCAUUUCCCCCCUUCUCCCUCUCAUUUCCCGACCUGGUCCCCCUGAUUUCACCCACUUCUCUCUCUCAUUUCCCCCCUUUCUCCCUCUUAUUACCCUCCCUUCUCCCUUUAAUCUCCCCCUUUCUCCCCCUCAUUUCCCCCCCUUCUCCCUCUCAUGUUCCUCCCUUUUCCCUCUCAUUUCCCUCCUCCUCCCUCUCAUUAACCCCCCUUCUCUCUCUCAUUUCCCCCCCUUCUCCCCCUCUCAAAUUCCCCCCGACUCGCUCUCAAAUCCCCCUCUUAUCCCUCUCACCCCCCCCCCUUCACCCCCUCAUCCCCCCCCCCCUUCUCGCCCUCAUUUUCCCCCCUACUCCCUCUCACUUCCACCCUUGCUCCCUCUCAUUUCCCCCCUUGCUCCCUCUCAGCUCCCCCCCUACUCACCAUCAUUCCCCCUCCUGCUCCCUCUCAUUCCCCCCCCCUUCUCCCCCACAUAUCCCCUCUUCUCGUUCUUAAUCCCCCCCUCAUCCCUCUCAUCCCCUCCCCCCUUCUCCCUCUCAUUUCCCCCUCUUCUCCCCCUCAUUUUCCCCCCUUCUCCCCCUCAUUUCCCCCCCUUCUCAACUCUCCUUUCCCCCCUUGCUCCAUCUCAUUUUGUCCCCAUUCCCCCUCUCAAAUCCCCCCCUUCUAGCUCUCAAAUCCCCCUUUUCUCCCUCUCUUCCCCCCCCCCUCUUCUCCCUCUCAUUUCCCCCCUUGCUCCCUCUCAUCCCCCCCCCCCUUCUCGCCCUCAGUUCUCCCCCUGCUCCCCCUCACUUACCCCCCUUCUCCCUCUCACUUCGCCCUCUUCCCACCCUCAUUCCCGCCCUUCUCCCUAUCAUUUUCCCCCCUACUCCCUUUCAUUUCCCCCUUGCUCACCAUCGUUUCCCCCUUCUCCCUCUCAGUUCCCCUGCUUCCCUCUCAUUUCCCCCCUUCAACCGUUCAUUUUCCCCCCUUCUCCCCUUCUUCCCCCCUCCUUGCUCCCCCUCCUUACAGGGUGGUUCCAUUGUUCGUGA
Molecule: messenger RNA, 1611 nt
Organism: Closterium sp. Naga37s-1
Lineage: Eukaryota; Viridiplantae; Streptophyta; Zygnematophyceae; Desmidiales; Closteriaceae
Source: the annotation of a GenBank genome assembly